CCAAUUCUCAGUCAUAAUUAAUCGGGGGCCAGGUCAAAUAGUUAGCGUGGGCGAGAACGAACGACUACCGUAAGCCCGGGGUGAGGGAGCUCGAUGCAGUGUCGUCGCCGUUGACAGAGACUUGACGGAGAAGAGGGAAUUGACGCCGGAGGUGAUAGCGGUUACAGAGGCGAUAGAAUACCGGUGGGCUAGCGUGCGGAGGAGGGGAAAUUUUUGCCUUCAAGUUUUAUUCAUUUGAGGAUAAUCGUUGUGUUUGUGGGUGGUUGCGCUGCUGUUCUUUUGGACCAUUUCAAGCUAGGCUAUUUAAUCUUGUCUCUAUGGUUACAAUUUUAUCAGAUGUCCAACUGCUCAAUUGCUAUUCUUUUGAUAUUGAGUCUUUUAGAGGCAUGGACACUCAUAAAAACCAGCAGGAAAGGCAAACUUCAUCAGCUGCGACAGCCUCGCCUAUUACGUCGUGUCGAAGGAAGAAGAAUGAGCAAGCUACUUUCUUGGAAGAUUUGAAGGAUCAUGUUGAUGAGUUUAUAAGUGCUUCUAUGGGUGAACACAAAACUUGCUUUCAGAAAACCAUUCGAAAGAUGUUUGGGUUGUCCAAAUUUGUUACAGAAAGAAACUCUGAUACUGCCAAAGAAGUUGAAAGCUCUCUACCUCUCCGGACAACCAUACGAGAGUAAAAUCUCAAGACUUUUGACCCUUCUGUUUGGACAGUGUGUAUAUAUUAUAAAAUUCAUAGAAAGCAACAUAUUUAUUAAUGAAUGGUAUAGUUUGCUUCUUUGUAUAAUAAAAUUUAUUUGUUUGACUUGA
Prosopis cineraria is the source of this 801-nucleotide messenger RNA. RefSeq lists its product as uncharacterized. Bases 318 to 671 code for a protein of 117 amino acids. The record is from RefSeq and is a predicted model, not a curated record. The transcript is spliced from 4 exons. NCBI's taxonomy places the organism in Eukaryota, Viridiplantae, Streptophyta, Magnoliopsida, Fabales, Fabaceae.